GGGAAAAUUAAUCGAAAUGAGCAUCCCUAAUUGCAACCAUCUGCCGCUGAUCAAAGUAUGCCCAAAGACCCCUAGAGCAGGUCUUUAGGCAUACUAUGGCUCACACGGAUGCUUCUACCUCGGGCUGGGGGGCCACGUUUGACAGGCUUGCAAUGUCAGGGGUUUGGACGGUCCCCAAAUGCACUGGCUUAUCAAUUGCCUAGAGUUGCUGGCAGUGCACCUUGCCUUGAUCUCAAAGGGCACUUACGAGGAAAAUAGAUCAAAUAGAGUAAUUGUUUUGAUAACUUUUUGCCAGAGUAGUCUAGGGCUGACAUUUGCAAGGUUUGGUAAAGAACUGACAAACAGCCUAGGAGGUUUUCAAAGAGGUAGUUUUUUUCAUGUUUGAGGAUAUGUUAGAAUGUCUACCAAAGAACACUCAUACACAAUUUUACUUUAAUGCAUCAUGGUUGCAGAAUUAUUAUUUUGUAUAAAAAAAUGGCAGAAUUUUUUGUUGUUGUUGUUGUAGUAUGUGAAUCAAGGUUUCAAUGGAAAAAGGUGUUUUAUUCUAGAGCUUUUAGUUCCAAAGUUGUUAUUCCUUAGUAUAGCACCACCUAGUGUCCGAGAGAUGUGUGUCUUUUUGCCUGAGUAGCAGUGAGCAUUUGGGACUGAGUUCGGGGACUCUAUGGUCUCUUGACACCUACAAUAUUUUUACGACAGUAUAAUAAGGAAGAAGAAAAUAAUUUUCUGAAAUAUGCUAUUUACAAUCAAAAUAUUAAGUGCUAAUUAAACAUUUUAAAAUAUCUUCACAGUAUUCUCAAAAAGAGGGCAGAGGAACCAUUCGAUAGACACAUUUCAUUCCGAAAUGAUACGCUAUCUCCAGAUAUCAGCACACUUUCAGCCAGUCUGCUGACAGAGGAUCACUACAAGUGUCCAGUGUGCACAGAAGUCUUCAAGGAUCCAGUUUCCAUGCCCUGUGGACACAGUUACUGCAAAUACUGCAUUGAGAUCUACUGGAGCAAACCAACUCAAGCUGGAGCUUACGCUUGUCCUCAGUGCAGAAAGAGGUUCAGAGAUCGCCCUGUGUUGAAUGUUAAUGUGGCUUUGUCUAAACUGAUUGAGGAACUUCAGAAGGCAGGGUUUAGUCCUGCUCUUCCUGUCCACUGCUACGCUGGACCUGAAGAUGUGGCCUGUGAUAUCUGCACUGAGAUGAAACUCAAAGCUGUUAAAACUUGUUUGACCUGCACUGCAUCUUACUGUGAGACACACAUCAGACAACACUACACAGUACCAGCACUGCAGAGACACAACCUGGUGGAGGCUAUUCAUUUACCAAACAAAGAAGAGAGAAAUUCACAAGAUGAAAACAGAGAAUUGACUGCAAGAGUGAUUGAACUGGAAGCGACAUCAAAACGUUUGUGUAAAAGAUUUGAAAUUCACUGUAACGAUUUUCCCUCAGAUGUGAUUGAGAUGGCUGCUCUAAGUCGGCCUUUGAGGCUUGGAAUGUUGUAUGACAGUCAAAGAAAUUCCUUUUGCCAAGAUAUCUUUAUGUGGGAUGAAGAUACAUUAGCCCGUAUGAAAGUAUCUUUGCCUCGACCACAAACAUAUGUGAAAGUCCUGGAAAAUGAUUCCCCUCAGGAUAGAUUCAGAGUCCUUGAAAUGUCCCCAGUGUUACAAAGUGGCACCCAGACUGGACAAAUAAAAAUGAAUGGGGCUGCAGCUUUUCUAAGCCACCCAGAACAGUCUCAACAUCAGGAAAGAGUUACACUACACUACAGAACCACUACCAGACUGGACAUGAUCAGCCAAAGACUGUUACAGGAGGCAGCACCCUCUGCAUUAGUUGGUCACACCACAGCAACACAUGUGGUCACCGCUGUGUACUUUGGAGCUCAAGCGUUUUUGGUUUUUGAUAGUGACCGCUCAAACCAUGAAAAAAAUGCAGAAAUUGUUGAUGUUUUAAAAAUAAUGACUUCUACAUUUUGUCCAAACCAUAUAGUUUUCAAGCUUGAAUGCUGCUGAAAAAGCUAAAAGCUCAUUACU
Molecule: messenger RNA, 2019 nt
Organism: Carassius auratus (goldfish)
Lineage: Eukaryota; Metazoa; Chordata; Actinopteri; Cypriniformes; Cyprinidae
Exons: 6
Coding region: 946-1998 (350 amino acids)
Source: RefSeq, a predicted model, not a curated record